AUGAUUAUAGAAGAGCAGAGAUUCCUCCAUGAGGAUCUCGAACGUCUGGAGCAAGCUAUCAGUGAUCGAGUAGCAGAAGAUCCUCGGCAUGUCCGCGAAAGGCUCAAUCGAGAUCAUCAAAUUGCAGGAUUCCUCGACCGAAUUCAAGACCAGUCAAAGCGAUUACUCGAUAUUUACAAGGAUGCAGAUGGAUCACGGUCGAAAGAGAUUCAAACCAUAUCCACGGGUGAGCCUCUAAAGGAGUUUUACAGUCAACUAGCAGACAUUAAAUCAUUUCACCAAAAAUAUCCCAACGAACCUGUCGAGAAUCUGGAAAGGGCGUACAAGAAGGCACCGGCAGAUGGCGAACCAACAAUAUCCGAAGUAGAUAAUAUGUUUACAGGAGAGGAAGCUUUCGGCAGAUUCUUUGAUCUUACCACCAUCCACGAAGAAUACCUAAAUCUCCCCGGCAUCAAACGCCUCUCAUACCUACAGUACCUCGACGCCUUUGACACCUUUACGCCCCCCUUUUGCAAUGUAAAACGAGCCGACAAAUUAACAGAUCACUACUUUGGCUACGUGAGGCAGCUGUCCGACUAUCUGGAGAGUUUCAUGAGAAGGACGCGACCCCUAGAGAACCUCGACAAACUGUUCGCCAGUUUCGACGAGGACUUUGCGAAGGCGUGGGAAGAUAAUGAUGUGAAAGGUUGGGCUUUGGAAAUUCCUGCACCAUCAAAUGCGCCGGCAGGAGAUAUUAUCUGGUGUCCUGACUGCGAGAAGGAGUUUAAGAAUGAAAAUGUUCACAAAGCUCAUUUGACAGGAAAAAAGCAUAUCAGAGCAGCUGAAGCGCGCAAAGCUCGACAAGCGGAGACUGGGGAGGACGAGAACGACACAGCGAGGAAAGGUCCAUCGACCAUGCGUCUGAAAGAACGAGCGAUUGCGGAUCGAGAAUACAGAGUGAAGAGACUUGCGGCUGCCAUGUCACAGGAGCGCAGCGAUACGCGAGUUAAUGUCGAGAGACGUCAAGGAAUGACUGAACGAGAACGCCAGAUGGAGUUGGAUGCAAUUUUCGCGGAAUCAAGUUCAACUGCUCCUCAAGGCGGAGACUCGGACAGCGAAUCGGAUGGUGAUGAGAAGAUCUACAACCCUCUGAAACUGCCAUUAGCCUGGGACGGAAAGCCAAUUCCCUUCUGGCUCUACAAACUCCACGGUCUCGGCGUCGAGUUUCGCUGCGAGAUCUGUGGUAACUACGUCUACAUGGGUCGUCGGGCAUUCGACAAGCAUUUCAACGAGGCGCGUCACAUAUACGGGUUGAAGUGUCUAGGUAUCACCAACACCACUCUCUUCCGCGAGAUCACCGAUAUUGCGGAUGCGGAGAAGUUGUGGGAUAAGAUCACCAGGGAUAAGAAGAAGGAUAAGAUUAAUGAGGGGAGCGUGGUGCAGAUGGAGGAUGGGAAUGGGAAUGUUAUGCCUGAGAAGGUGUAUUAUGAUUUGCAGAAGCAGGGGCUUUUGUGA
This is a messenger RNA of Glarea lozoyensis ATCC 20868, 1494 nucleotides long. RefSeq names its product C2H2 and C2HC zinc finger. Gene Ontology annotation, biological process: mRNA splicing, via spliceosome. Gene Ontology annotation, molecular function: zinc ion binding; RNA binding. The record is from RefSeq and is a predicted model, not a curated record. Gene Ontology annotation, cellular component: spliceosomal complex; nucleus. Lineage: Eukaryota; Fungi; Ascomycota; Leotiomycetes; Helotiales; Helotiaceae. The transcript has 2 exons. Bases 1 to 1494 code for a protein of 497 amino acids.